AUUUCUAGAACCACCUCCCGACUUCUCCAAUCUUUCCCCAGUCGAAGAGCGCUCCAGAUUGAAGCACGAUCAUUUGCGCGGAGAGAGAGAGAGAGCGAUUCGUAGCUCCGACAUCUGAUUCGAUCGCCGGAGAAUCCGAGAACACAAGAGAAUGUCGGCUUGCCGAUGGAAGAGCUUUGAGGAGGACGAGGAUCGCCCCGAGAAGCCGCGGCGGUACGGCGUGACGGAGAUCAGGGGCCCGCACUACUCCUUAUUCAACCAGAACCUCCUCCAGGAUCUUUUCGAGUCGAUGGGGCCAUUUGUCGAUGGGUUGAAGUUCUCUGGGGGUUCGCACAGUCUAAUGCCCAAGUCUUUCAUCAAAGAGAUUGCUGAUAUAGCUCAUGAGCAUAAUGUGUACGUGAGCACUGGGGAUUGGGCUGAGCACUUGCUGCGCCGGGGUCCAUCCGCUUUCAAAGAAUAUGUUCAGGAGUGUAAGCAGCUGGGAUUCGACACAGUUGAGCUGAAUGUUGGGACUCUGGAAAUUCCAGAAGACACUCUUCUGAGAUUGGUGCGCACUGUUAAGAGCGGCGGUCUUAGAGCCAAGCCACAGUUUGCUGUGAAGUUUAACAAGUCUGACAUCCCUAGAGCUGGUGAUAGAGCUUUUGGGGCAUAUGUAGUUCCAGAGCCUCGAAGUUCUGAAUUCAUCGAGGAUGUUGAUCUCUUGAUCAGAAGGGCAGAGAGAUGCUUGGAAGCUGGGGCGGACAUGAUAAUGAUAGAUCCUGAUGAUGUCUGCAAUGCUGAUGCUGUCCGAGCAGACAUUAUCGCGAAGAUUGUAGGACGUCUAGGUCUCGAGAAAACCAUGUUUGAAGCAUCGAAUGCUAGAACCUCGGAGUGGUUCAUCCAACGCUAUGGUCCCAGGGUUAAUCUUUUUGUUGAUCACUCUCAAGUCAUGGAUUUGGAGUGUCUCAGAGGGCGCAAGCUAGGUAAAAACCAUUCAUCGGUUCUUGGAUCCUCCUACUUUCUGUCCUGAAUAGGAGAUUGUAAUGAUGUGUGUACCUUCUUGGAAACUUCCUUUGUGACGGUAUUCUGCUGUUCUGUGCAUUGUACCAUUGUCUGUGAUGCAACAAAUAUGAUCAGUGUAACAUAAUUUAAUUAGUAAUAACUCUCUUUCUCGGGCGCUGCUCUUU
Messenger RNA from Rhodamnia argentea, 1166 nucleotides. RefSeq names its product protein HEAT-STRESS-ASSOCIATED 32. Lineage: Eukaryota; Viridiplantae; Streptophyta; Magnoliopsida; Myrtales; Myrtaceae. The coding region runs from base 152 to 1009 and encodes 285 amino acids. The transcript has 5 exons. The record is from RefSeq and is a predicted model, not a curated record.